This is a messenger RNA of Serpula lacrymans var. lacrymans S7.9, 1420 nucleotides long. RefSeq lists its product as uncharacterized. Lineage: Eukaryota; Fungi; Basidiomycota; Agaricomycetes; Boletales; Serpulaceae. The transcript is spliced from 3 exons. Gene Ontology annotation, cellular component: spliceosomal complex. Gene Ontology annotation, biological process: mRNA splicing, via spliceosome. The record is from RefSeq and is a predicted model, not a curated record. Bases 38 to 1348 code for a protein of 436 amino acids.
AAUCAUUUGAGUUUCUGCAAUUUCUCCACCAACGACGAUGUCCUCGCAGCUUUCAGCGACGAGCAAGGUCUCGUUUACGAUUCGCCGUCCGACGCCUGUCUCUCGGGCCACAUCCUCUGGCGCCGACUCAGACUCUGGCUCGUUUAAAGUCCCUUCUCUUCCUCGUCAUCUCACCACAGAUUCUGGUACCGGCAGUCCCCUCGCCCGCGAUGGCGGCGCAUCUCCAAAGCGCACCUACAGCGAGCACAGGUACGAAGACGACUCUAGCGAUGAGGAGGAUGAUAGGAUUCAAGACGAGCUCGUGACCGGAUUCGACGAGUUUGGUGUACAGCGCCUAUAUGAAAGGAAGAAGAAACAAGAAGGUCCGCUUGUUAUCGCACCUUUGCAGAACAAGGAUUGGCGCGAGUUGGCACGAAAAAGAAAGAGUGCGAAGCAAUAUGUCCCUGCGUCUGCUGCUGCACAAACCGGAAAGGAUGGCAGUGUAGGUGGGCUCGGUACGAGAGAUACGAUUAACUCGGGACCAGUGAAAGCCGGGCUGCAGGUGAAGAGGGUCAAAUUGGAGACAGAAGUUGGCAGUAAUGGCAGCGCAAUAAAAAUGGAAGAGGUAGAGACCGUGGUUCACGAACAGGAAAGUGUAAAAAUGGAGGUGGAGGAAACAGAAGACCAAAGGGCCCUUCGCGCUCUCCUUUCGCAAACAGACGGUCAACCCAUAGAUGAAAAUACUGUCGACAUCAUAGAGACACCCCUCUCUGAAACAGACGCAUAUAAGCAAGACGUGUCUGAACUUCCAGAGAGUGCAUCGCUAGACGCCUAUACGCGGAUACCUGUAUCACAAUUCGGGGCCGCGAUGCUUAGAGGGAUGGGUUGGAAAGAGGGGACGCCCGCUUCGAGGACUAUGGCGAAUGGGAAGAAGGCAAUGGUAGAGCCAUGGCUGCCUACUGCAAGGCCUGCUCUACUUGGUCUCGGAGCGAAGGAAAGAGAAGUGUUGGAUGAUGGAUCGGCUUCGAAAGGAGGGAAGGGGAAGAAAAGGCCCGAAAAGCGAUAUGUACCCGUGAUAAAGCGAGAGAAGGAUGGAGAAAGUAGAGCACUGUCGCCAUCGCCGCGUGCCGGGUCGAAGUCGGGUUCGGCAACAGGCUCUGGCAAAGUGUCUCGACGGAGCUCGAGAUCACCUUCAAGAAGGAGAGAGACGGAUCGACACCGUGAUAGAGACAGAGAUCGUCGCGAAGAUUACCGCGAAGACGACCGCGACAGGAGAAGGGAGCGUGAUUAUUCUACAGAUGGUAAAAGGGACUCUAGUCGGCGAAGGAGUGACAAGUCUGACGAAAGGCGGGAUAGAGAGCGGCGGUAAUAUUAAUGUGACACUUGGUGUACUGUAUCUUAAUAGUGAUGUAACAAGAAUAUCAAUCACUAUUAGUAGCGC